UGCCAUGUAUGGCUCAUACUUUACAGCUUGCCGUGAACAACGGCAUACUAUCCCAGCGCAGCGUCUCAGAUACAAUAGCGAUCAGCAGAAAAAUAAUUGGUCACUUUAAGCAAUCACAAUUAGCCAACUUGCGUCUCAAAACUAUACAAACUGAACUUGGUAUGCAGCCGAAAAUGCUUCAACAAGACGUUUCAACUAGAUGGAACAGCACAUUCUAUAUGCUGCAAAGCUUGCUGGAGCAGAAAAGAGCCCUUGGGGCUUAUGCCUCCGAUUUUGAGUUACCUGCAACUCUAACGCCUAAUCAGUGGGGUUUGAUCGAGAACAUAAUCACACUCCUUGCUCCAUUUGAACAACUGACAAAAGAAAUUUGCCAGUCUGAAGCCUUGGCUUCUAAUGUUAUUCCUUCAGUUAAUGCUUUAAAACGACUGUGGACUAAAAGCGCUCAUACUGACUUCGGAGUCAAAACCAGUAAACGCGCUCUCUUGGAGGCUGUAAACAAUUAUUUCAUUGAGAUUUACACAGAUCCCAUGUACUGUGUUGCCACUAUUGUAGACCCGAGACAAAAAGACCACUAUUUCGAUGCAGAUGUAAAAUCACUGGCACUCAAAAUGUUGCAAGCUCAGCUGGAACUUGCAUCGAACGAAAUGCAAAUGAGUGAAUCACUGAUAGGAUUGUCCACAACAGAAAAGGGCCAAGAUAAAUGACGAGGUGGCAUGCAUGCUCCUCGAAAUGUACAAUGAAAUUCUUGAAGAGAACACAUUGAUGCCUUGGGAAAACAGCCAGAUGACAACAGAGGUGAGUUAAAAAAAAAAAAAAAAAAAAAGCUCUGUGGAGAUCUUUACAACAUCGUUUUAAGUAAAUAACUAGGGCUGUCAGAUUGAAUAUCACUAUUCUAACAUAAUUUGAAUGUAUAAAAAAUGUUGGGAGGCAAGAAAGAAAAACGGCAAUCGAAUGUAAAAGAGCGGUUGUUCAAUAAUGAGCAACUUGUAAGCAGAUCAUGAUCUACAGUGAAAAGCAAAAAUAUUAAUAAUAAAAUGUUUCAAAAAACAGCAAAUACAAUACAGACAUGCAUUCAAUUCAAAUGCCAAAUGUUUAUUUUUAUUGUAAGGACUCUAAUCUUAAUCUGACAGCCCUGGUAAAAGCCAAAAUGCAGAUCUAUCAUUUAGAUAUGAAAGAUGAAACAGAAUAUAAUGCUGUAUAUGUAUGCAUGCUACUCGGCAGGUGCAGGGAUUUCUUUCUGAAGCACCAAUCCCGAGGAAUGAAAGUCCUCUGAAAUACUGGAAUAACAACUGGAGUCGGUUUCCUACCAUUGCCAAAGCAGCACACAAGUUCCUGUCAGCCCCAAGUACUAGCAUGGACAGCGAGAGAUUAUUCAGUUUGGCUUCUAAUGUGAUCAACGAAAAGAGAAACAGAAUUUCCUGCGACAAGGCACAGAUGCUCUUGUUUGUUAAGA
Molecule: messenger RNA, 1453 nt
Organism: Erpetoichthys calabaricus (reedfish)
Lineage: Eukaryota; Metazoa; Chordata; Cladistia; Polypteriformes; Polypteridae
Product: zinc finger BED domain-containing protein 4-like
Exons: 2
Coding region: 9-704 (231 amino acids)
Source: RefSeq, a predicted model, not a curated record